Molecule: messenger RNA, 1374 nt
Organism: Rhopalosiphum padi (bird cherry-oat aphid)
Lineage: Eukaryota; Metazoa; Arthropoda; Insecta; Hemiptera; Aphididae
Product: palmitoyltransferase ZDHHC16
Exons: 9
Coding region: 117-1202 (361 amino acids)
Biological process (GO): protein palmitoylation
Cellular component (GO): Golgi apparatus
Molecular function (GO): palmitoyltransferase activity
Source: RefSeq, a predicted model, not a curated record
CUUCAAUAAUAAUAAUUGACAUUUACUUACCAAUUUACUAAGCUAGUUCAUUCAUUCAUGACAUAAUAUAGUUUUAAACUUUCGUUUGGUUUGUAAUUUAUUAAUUAACAAUUAGUAUGUCUAUUUUAAGGCAAACAAAAACAAAAUUUAAAAAAUCAUGGUACCGUUUAAAAAAUUAUUUUUUUACAUAUGUAUAUACUCAAAAUUUAAAUUAUGAACGUACAUGUGAUUUAUUACUGGAGCCCUUAUUUAAGAUUGUUGAUAAAUAUACCAAUAUUUUAGGAAAAAUUAUGGUUAUUUUAGUUAUUUUAUUAACAACAUUUGUUGUAAUCAUAGCUUACUGGAUUGGUAUACCAUAUUGGUGGAACAAUAAUAAACUUUUAACAGUAUUCUUAUUAAUAUUUGGAAAUUGGUUAUUAAUAAAUGUUAUAUUUCAUUAUUAUAUGGGAGUCACUACACCACCUGGUUUUCCUACUUCGAACAGUUUGAUAUAUAAUGAUGUAGUCAUUUGUAAGAAGUGUGAUUCUCCAAAGCCACCCCGAACACAUCAUUGUUCAAUUUGUAACAAAUGUAUUCUCAAAAUGGAUCACCAUUGUCCUUGGUUAAACAAUUGUGUUGGAUUUUAUAACCAUCGUUACUUUUUUCUCUACAUGGUUUACAUGACAUUAGGUUCAUUAUUUUUGAUUACAUUUGGUGCUGAUAUAGUUUUCACAGAAGUAUUCUAUAAAGAAGAGGAUCCAGUGGGACAUCCAGUUAAAGUCAAUACUUCUUUACCUAAAACAGAUUGGGUUUUAACAUUUCAAGAUGAAUAUGAAAAUCACAAAAUUGAAGUUGACUAUGUUGCAGAAUGGAGAUUUUGGUGUAUUAUGGUUAUAACUUUUAUAACUUGUGGAGUAUUUAUUGCAUUAGCUAUUUUAACUAUAUGGCAUGGUCUAUUAAUAAGUUAUGGCGAAACAAGUAUUGAAGGGCAUAUAAAUAAAUUUGAAACAGAAAGAUUAUCAGCUAUAAACUUUGAAUAUGUUAAUGUUUAUGAUUAUGGUAUGAAAAUGAAUUGGAUUAUCUUUCUUGGACUUCAUAGUGGAAGAAAUUGGAAACAUAUUAUAUUUCCUUCAACCCAUAAACCAAUAGGAAAUGGAUUCAUAUGGCCAACUAAAAAUGAUAUAUAUGAAGUGUUUUAUUAUUAUAAACAGUUAAAUAUGUAAUGGCCAAACAAUUUGUUCUAUCCAAGGUAAAAAUGCUGAAACUUUAGUGUAUACACCUGGUGAAUUUUCUGUUGCACAAAAUUUUCCAAAUGAUGUUAUCCCAAUUAAGUUGAAAACGCAUGCAUUUUUCUCUGAUCUUACUACAAGUGGUCCACCUGAAUCACCCUAAAUA